Messenger RNA from Cololabis saira (Pacific saury), 1659 nucleotides. Its product is annotated as hereditary hemochromatosis protein homolog. The coding region runs from base 62 to 1156 and encodes 364 amino acids. The transcript is spliced from 2 exons. Lineage: Eukaryota; Metazoa; Chordata; Actinopteri; Beloniformes; Belonidae. Gene Ontology annotation, cellular component: external side of plasma membrane. Gene Ontology annotation, biological process: immune response. The record is from RefSeq and is a predicted model, not a curated record.
CCCAAAGUAGAGCAGAACAGGAAGAAACAGUUGAUCAGGACUGAUCAGAGGAGUAAUCGCUAUGUUUUUUCUCCAGCUGAUGUCGGGGUCUCUGCUCCUCCCCCUUGUGAUGAGUUCAGGCUUCGGGCACUCGAUGUCGGUGUUGUUCACCUACAUCUCAGGACCAAACCAGUUCCCAGAGUUCUCUGGGGUUCUGAUGGUGGAUGACAUCCAAGUGGGGUACUAUGACUUAGACAUAGACCAAAUCAUAAAGGUUGGUGCUGGAGGUGAGAAAGGGGCGGAGCUUGACCUGGGACAGUUAGCCUUGGAUGUGCUGCAGGAGAUUGUAAUGGAGAUGAGGAUGAGGUUGGACAUAGUCAGAAAACAGCUGAACCUGACCUCUCCAGGCGUCUACGUUCAACAGAGGAUGGUGGUUUGUGAGGUCCAGGACGACGGUCAGCCUGAUUUCAUCAUGGUCAGGAAUGUUGCAAAUGGUCAUGAUGGCGACAGCAUCCUUUACAACACGACUCACUUCCUCUACAGCGGUGGUGACGGUUGGGAUUUCCAGUGGGACACCAUGGAGCAGUUGUACGAGCAGAUGCUCUUCUCAAAGGUCUACCUGCCCUUAUGUGCCCGGACUAUGCAACACCUGCUGGAGAGUGAGAAGAACCGGGUGAUGCGUCGUGUUCGACCUCGACUACGCCUCCUAUCACAGCCGGGGGGGGGCGGGGCCCACAUCACCUGUCUGGCCACAGACUUCUACCCUCGCCACAUCAACCUGACGCUGCUGCGGGACGGUGAACCCGUGGACGAGGACCAAAUGACCGUUGGCUCAGUGCUGCCCAACGGCAACGGUCUCUACCAGCUGAGGAAGACGCUGAUGGUGGAUGAAGAGGAGCUGCAGAGGAAGCACAAGUACACCUGUGCAGCGUCUCACCUGAGUCUGGACAACCGGCUGGACGUGAGCUGGAGGGCGGAGUCUUUCCAUUCAUUCAGACUCCACGUCAUCUCCGCUCCCGUCGUCCUGCUGGUUGUCGUCAUCCUGCUGCUGGUGCUGGUGCUGAUGAUGAAGAUGAGGAAGAGGUCAGGUACAGAGGAAGCACUUCAUGAGGGAUCGGAGCCAGGGGUGGAGGACCGGGACGUGACAGCUCCACUGAAGCAGAUUUCAUCCAAAUAAACCCCAUCCCCAGUGCAGAAUUGUGAUAUUAAUCUCAUAAUGGAGACGCCAAAGACGGAUGAGAUUGUGAUGGAUAAUUUAGCAUUCACCACUUUAUUAAACCAAUACUGUGAGGAGCAAAUGUAGCCUUGAACAGAGUCUGCAGAUUCAUACUUUGUCCAUAAAAGAUUACUUCUGUUUUUCUGAAUUGUAAGAAUUAAUCAUUGUAAAAGGCCAUAAUGUGAGUUGUGUGUGAAUAUCCAAAAGGUAAAGUGGAAAAAAGAGAACAAAUUAAAAAGGUAAAUUCAAAGGGGCAAAUUUGUUCUGGAUUGUUGUAAAGCUUUCUUUUUGUUGUUUUGUUUGUGUUAUGGGAUUUAUUUUUUCUAUAAACGUAAACUGGCCCGGAAGGUAUGUGCGCACCGAGAGUUUAAGUGUUUCCUGCACAGGUGAGCUGUAGUUUACACACUCAUUAAGACUCAUAAGAAAUCAAGUCUUUCCAUGUUCAAUACAGGACUGUGGCCCAA